Molecule: messenger RNA, 1432 nt
Organism: Aspergillus welwitschiae
Lineage: Eukaryota; Fungi; Ascomycota; Eurotiomycetes; Eurotiales; Aspergillaceae
Exons: 3
Coding region: 78-1208 (376 amino acids)
Source: RefSeq, a predicted model, not a curated record
CUUGAACAGCUCAAGAAUCCCCAAUUACACUGAAUUGCAGGCAGCUUCGAGCUUAAGGAAUCCCAAAGAAGAGCAAAAUGUCCGAUAAAGACCUCCUCACCACCAUAACCAAAGAACUCGCCGGGACUCAGUAUACUUCAUCCUCUCUGAUCCCACUAAGCGGGGGAACCGCCAACUUUGUCUAUCGGGCUCAGCUCGACCAGCCGCUCCCAGAUGGAACAAAAUCCGUUAUUGUGAAGCACACAGAGGCGUUUAUUGCCCUGAAUCGGGAAUUUAAACUUCCCGCUGAACGCUGUCUUUUCGAAGAAUCCAUCUUGAAGGCUCUCGACGGGUUUCCUAGCAUACUGGACAGAAGCAAGCAUUGCGAGACGAACCCUCAAGAAGUGUUAGUCAAAACGCCUCGUCUCUUCUCAUUCAAUCGCGAAACCUACACUGCUGUUCUAGAAGACCUCCCCGAUUCUCUGGACCUUAAGUCCUUCUUAAUUUCCACAGCUGCUUCCAACAACGUGACUCAAGAAUGGGCAUCUUCUAUAGGCCGUGCACUAGGGAACUGGCUACGAUCAUUCCAUCACUGGGCUGAUAAUGAGACCCAAUCAGGGGUGGCGGCAGAGAUGGACAAGAACCAGUAUAUGAGAGACUUGAAGUUUAUGGUCAACUAUGAUGCCCUCGUGAACACAAUUGAUAAAUACCCGACUGUACUGGGAGGCUCUCGGGAUGUGUUUAGCAAGGUUCGGGAAAUGACGGCUGCAGAGUUGAGUCAAAAGGACGGAAAUGGUUUUGGAAUAAUCCAUGGAGACUUUUGGUCGGGAAAUGUCCUCAUCCCCAAGGUGGCCCUAGAGCAACCAUAUCACCUUCCCAUAUUCAUCAUCGACUGGGAACUUUGCCACUGCGGUGCUCGUGCCCUCGAUCUAGGACAGAUGUUUGCUGAGCUAUACCUAUUGAAGCAUUUCAAGGACAUCGAUGCCGCGACGUGGAUAAUUCAAGGCUUCAUGAAAGGAUAUCAGGGCCUGGACGAUGAGACGGCCUUUCGGGUAUUGAUCCAUGUUGGCGUCCAUUUCAUUGCCUGGGCACCCUUAAUUCCUAAUUGGGGUACCUCACAGCAGGUUGAAGAUGCUGUUCGUCUGGGUAGAGAUAUCGUCACCAAGGCAUGGGAAAAGGAUAGGAGCUGGUUUGAAGGGGUAUGGAAGUCACUGUUUCGAGAUCAGUAGAUCAUUCAGAAGCUAAACUCUGUUCUCUAUGUAUACGAUUAGCUGUGAUAUACUCUAGUAGGUUGAGAUAUAAUUCACAUAACUGGCCCCGCCCUUGCAACAUAAGCCAAACUACCAAGGGCGGUUGACCGAGAGAUUGUGCACAAUGCUGGUGAUUCAGUGACAGAUUUCCCUUUUCUAAGAAUAGACGCACCCUACCUUAUUGGGUAGUUGGGUCAAACGGC